ACUUCUGCUCGGUUAGAAUGAAAACCUGCACCCACACCGGCCCUUUCCGGAUAACAUUGCCCUCCCCGGUGUAGAGUGUCCGUGCUGACCCCUGUCCCUGACCCCUGUCCACUGUCAAAAGGUCACUUGGACUGAUGAGUCCCGUUUUCUUUUACAUCAGGUGGAUGGACAGGUACGUGUGUGCUGUUCACCUGGGGAAGUGAUGGCACCAGGAUGCGCUGUUGGUAGAAAACAAGCCGGUGGAGGGAGUGUGGGAGUCAAUGUGACACGUGCCACCUACCUAAACACCGUUGCCACCUAGCAACCAGCUGGGUUAGUCUAGCAAUCACCUUAGCAACCAGAUGGAAUAUCAUACAAUAGCAACCACCUUGCAAUUCCCUAGCAACCAACUGAGUUAGCAUACCCUAGCAACUAGUUGGGUUAGCCUAACAAUCACUUAGCAACACCUUAGUGACCAGAUGGACUAUCAUAGCAACCACCUUGCAGCACCCUAGCAACCAACUAGGUUAGCACAGCAACACCCUAGCAACCAGUUGGGUUAGUCUAACAAUCACCUAGCAACACCUUAGCAACCAGAUGGAAUAUCAUAUAGUAGCAACCACCUUGCAGUGCCCUAGCAACCAACUGAGUUAGCAUAGCAACAUCCUAGCAACCAGUUGGGUUAGCCUAACAAUCACUUAGCAACACCUUAGUGACCAGAUGGACUAUCAUAUCAACCAACUAGAAUGUCAGGAAGUCGGGGUCAGAGCGCAGGGUCGGCCAUGAUACAGCGCCCCCUGGAGCAGAGAGGGUUAAGGGCCUUGCUCAAGAGCCCAACAGUGGCAGCUUUGCAGUGCUGGGGCUCAAGCCCCUGAACAGUAACCCAGAGCCUUAACCGCUAAGCCACCACUACCCUGGGGACCAAAAGGUGGCCCUGGACUUUCUGUCCCCGAUACACUUGUAAACGUUUGGCGCGGCUCUUGGUAGCUCGGGGCCCAAGGCAAUUGCCGACCUUUGCCUGACGGUAAAGUCUACGCUAUGAUGUGUUUAGGAAUGCUCCUGGUGCUAAAUGAAACCUUCAUCAAUCUGCUGAGCAUCAUAAAAUCAUCUGGUAAAAUCAGUUCGAGUCACACUGCUGUGUUUGGGUUACUGGUGGCUGUAUUAGAAUGACUAAGUGUCAGUAAGAUGGCCGCCGGCUGUGUACAGACUUCACUAGAAGGACUUUGAGUAAACGUGUCAUGGUGUAAAUAAAGAAGGUGUUUAUGGGUACGUGUCUGUUCCAGAGGUUCACACGCGGUACUGCGGUGCUGAGCGGGGAAGUGUAUUGUUGGGUCUCUGGGAUUAGAUCCGUUACAGAACUGAGGAGUGCUAAGGAGAAAUGGAGCGGUUUGAGGAUCAGUAUGAAGAGAUGCACCGCUGUAAUAUUUAUAUCAUCUAUAAAAUAUUUCAGAAGCAGAGCGACGGGGAAAUGAUUCUUGAACGAAGAUCCAGAGGUUCAUUUAUUCCUUCCAUCCUUCCUUCCUUUGUCCUCCAUGUUGGUUUUCCUAUCUGCUUUCUGUUCUUCUUUCUUUCCUUUAAUUUGCUUUUCUGUUAUUUUCUUUUCCUUUAUUCAUUAAUUACUUCAUUCCUUCAUUCAUUUGUCCUCCAUGUUGGUUUUUCAUUUCUCCUUUCUUUCUUCCUUUGUCCUCCAUGUUGGAUUUUCAUUUCUCCUUUCUUUCUUCCUUUGUCCUCCAUGUUGGUUUUUCAUUUCUCCUUUCUUUCUUCCUUUGUCCUCCAUGUUGGAUUUUCAUUUCUCCUUUCUUUCUUCCUUUGUCCUCCAUGUUGGAUUUUCAUUUCUCCUUUCUUUCUUCCUUUGUCCUCCAUGUUGGUUUUUCAUUUCUCCUUUCUUUCUUCCUUUGUCCUCCAUGUUGGAUUUUCCCAUCGCCUUUCUAUCCUUCAUUUCUUUUAUUUAAAUUUCCUUUAUUCACUCAUUUAUUUAUUCAUUUAUUCCUUCCUUCCUCCCUCCCCUCGCUCUCCACUUUCUUUUUCUUUCUUUUUUUCUUUCUUACUUUCUUUCCCUCCUUCCUUCCUACACCUCUUCCUUUCUGUCCUCCUUCCUUCCUCCCCCACUUUCUUUCUUUCCUUCCUUCCUCUUCCACUUUUUCUUUCCUUCCUUCCUUCCUCCCCCCUUUCUUUCUUUCCUUCUUUUCUUUCUUUCUUUCCUUCCUUCCUUCCUCCCCCACUUUCUUUCUUUCUUUCUUUCCUUCCUUCCUUCCUCCCCCACUUUCUUUCUUUCUUUCUUUCCUUCCUUCCUUCCUUCCUCCCCCACUUUCUUUUUCUUUUCUUUCUUCCUUUCUUUCCUUCCUUCCUUCCUUCCUCCCCACUUUCUUUUUCUUUUCUUUCUUCCUUUCUUUCCUUACUUCCUUCCUCCCCCACUUUCUUUCUUUCUUUUUUCUUCCUUCCUCCCCACUUUCUUUCUUUCCUUCUUCCUUUCUUUCCUUCCUUCCUUCCUCCCCACUUUCUUUCUUUCCUUCUUCCUUUCUUUCCUUCCUUCAUUCCUCCCCACUUUCUUUCUUUCUUUCUUUCCUUCUUCCUUUCCUUCCUUCCGCCCCUCUUUCUUUUCUUUCUUCCUUUCCUUCCUUCCUUCCUCCCCCACUUUCUUUCUUUCCUUCCUGAUUAACUGUAGAUCUGGAGUUGAUCUGGAUAGAACACUGAACAUAAGGCAGGAAUGCACUGGGAAUGGAUCCACAUGUCCUCCUCUUUGUUUUUCUGAAUUGCCCUCCAACUUCUAAAAGUUUAGGUUUUUUUUUUUUUAAGCUUGUGAUGUCACACUGAGCUUCUUUUUUUUUUUUUUUUUUUUUUUUUUUUUUUUUUUUAAAGUGGAACUUUUUGUACAUUUUUGGGAGCUCAAAAAAGUCACCUCAUUUCCCCCUCGUCGUGGCCACUUCCUGUAGGAUUAUUUAUAAAAAAGUAAACAGUGGUGGAGGGAAAAAUAAAACCCACUAAGUGUAAAAGCAGCUUCAUAAAACAUUUCAGCAGCAACCUUCUAAAAAAUCCGUACAGAGUUCAGAGAGAGACGUCUGCUCCUUUCACAAACCGGUUUUUCCUUAUCUUCUACAGAUAGUCUAUCUUUCCUCAUCGAUAUAUUUGUGUGCAGUCUGGGCAGGAAGAUAAGAGGGGACAUGAAUUCAGAUGGCUUCAUUUAAAGAUACAGUGAUCGAGACCGUACGCUAAAGCCUUUAGAUGAUUAUCAUUGUUUUCCAGCGUAAGGAUGAAACUGAAAUUAAAUUUCCUGUUCAUUUCCUAUUUUAAGUAUCUGUUAUUGUCUGUACAGGAAAUGAAUUCAAACGUGUCCAUGUGGGCUGCAGAAAUGUUCCUCUUUAACCGUAUUAGAGCUUCAUGUCUAAUAAACCUGCCUCUUUAUAAACAUGAGUAGAACUGCUGUAAUAAUAAUAACAAUAAUAAUAUUUUUUUAUUUAUACUAUAGACUGUUGUUAUAGAUUUAGAUUUAAAUGGCUCAGAAAUAAGUAUUACAAUUUAAAAUCAUUUAAAAUUAGAAAUACUUCUGAUUAUAUGCAUAAACAAAAAAUAUAUCCGUAAAACAAUGUAUCUGUUCAAGCAAAAAACUUGAUGUAAAAAAGUAUAAUGUGUGUAUGUAUAAGAUUAUAAUCUGUAAAUAUGUUAAAUUAAACAUUAAAACAUAACAGCACAA
Molecule: messenger RNA, 3670 nt
Organism: Ictalurus furcatus (blue catfish)
Lineage: Eukaryota; Metazoa; Chordata; Actinopteri; Siluriformes; Ictaluridae
Product: NADH-ubiquinone oxidoreductase chain 2-like
Exons: 4
Coding region: 1358-2638 (426 amino acids)
Source: RefSeq, a predicted model, not a curated record